CUUUUUAUUGUUGUUUUUGCUUGAUUUUACGCGCCGGCGGAGUGAGCGGACAUGUGCGAGGCAAAACUAGUCCAGGGCGAAUGAUCCUUGGAACUUUCGCUUGUAUUUUAGGAACCGUAGGUACUACCGCCUCGAGGUCGCGUUGGCCGCUUGUCCGCUACUUCUCCAAGUGCCACGUGUGCUGGAAACUUGCUCCCAACUGGGGUACAAAGAAAGUUCGUCUCAGGAAGCUGGUUGCUGCUCAGAAGAUGGCCACGCCGGAGAUUUGCCAGGUUCUCGAGCCUCUCAGAAAUGCCGUCAAAGAACAGGGCGACUUGGUCCGGAAGCUCAAGGAAACUGGAGCACCGGAGCUGGACGUCAAGAAAGCUGUUAACGAGCUCAAAGCUAGAAAGAAAGUGCUGGAGGACAAGGAACUUCAAUUGGCACCUCCAGAGGUGGGCUUUGACAGGCUUCGGAUGGAAGAUCUUCUAAAAAGGCGCUUCUUCUAUGACCAGUCCUUCUCUAUUUACGGAGGUGUGGCUGGACAGUAUGACUUUGGUCCCAUGGGCUGUGCCAUGAAGACACAGCUGCUCAGUCUCUGGAGGAGCCACUUCGUGCUUGAAGAGCAGAUGCUGGAAGUGGACUGCACCAUUCUUACACCUGAGCCUGUGCUUAAGGCUUCAGGGCAUGUGGAACGCUUCGCAGACUUGAUGGUCAAGGAUCUCAAGAAUGGUGAAUGCUUCAGGCUCGACCACCUUAUCAAAGCUCACCUGGAGAAGCUGUGCGCUGAUAAGAAGACGACAGCUGAACAGAAGGCAGAGUAUGAAGACAUUGUGGUCAAGCUGGACGGCAUGACUAAAGAUGAGAUGAAUGCUGUCCUGCGGCGUUUUGCGAUCAAGUCACCCAUCACGGGAAAUGAACUGACUGAUGCCAUCGAGUUCAAUCUCAUGUUCUCUACAUGCAUUGGCCCCUCGGGGCUUGUUAAAGGGUACCUUCGACCCGAGACAGCGCAAGGCAUCUUCGUGAACUUCAAGCGUCUACUUGAGUUCAAUCAGGGUCGGCUACCCUUUGCUGCUGCUCAAAUUGGCAACGCUUUCCGUAAUGAGAUCUCACCGCGGUCGGGACUUAUUCGAGUCCGUGAGUUCACCAUGGCUGAGAUUGAGCACUUUGUGGACCCCUCUAACAAGGCACACCCAAAAUUUGCGUCUGUGAAGAAUCUGGAGAUGGUGCUCUACUCAGCCUGCAACCAGAUGGAUGGGCAGCCUGCACAGAAGAUCACGAUUGGACAUGCAGUCGAGAAGGGUCUGGUGGCCAACGAGACCCUGGGCUACUUCCUAGCCCGCAUUCAGCUAUUCCUGGAGCGUGUGGGUGUCGACCCUGCAAGGCUACGGUUCCGGCAACACAUGAGCAACGAAAUGGCCCACUAUGCCUGCGACUGUUGGGAUGCAGAGUGCAAGACUUCCUAUGGCUGGGUCGAGUGUGUGGGCUGUGCAGACCGUUCCUGCUAUGACUUGAGCCAACACACCAAGGCCACAGGUGUGCGUCUCGUGGCCGAAAAACCACUGCCACAGCCAAAGACAGUAGACGUGGUGGAAGCCCUUCCUAACAAGGCAGCCGUCGGCAAGCAGUUCAAGAAGGAAGCCAAGCCAGUUUCGGAUGCUAUAGCAGCACUUGCACCCGAGCAGGUUGACCUUCUGGAGAAGGAUCUGAAUGAGAAAGGGGAGUCUGAAGUGGCAGUGGGUGACUCAAAGGCAACGGUCACAAAGGACAUGGUUCAAGUGAAGCGUUACCAGAAGACCGUGCAUGUGGACGAAUUGGUACCUGGUGUGAUUGAGCCAUCGUUUGGUAUUGGGAGAAUCAUGUAUGCUGUCUUUGAGCACAGUUUCAGAGUCCGCGAAGGAGAUGAGCAAAGGACGUACUUCUCCCUGCCUGCUGCGGUUGCACCACUCAAGUGUUCCGUACUGCCACUGAGUAACAAUCCAGACUUUACCAAGUUUGUACAGCAGAUCUCGUCUGCACUGACGCAGCAUGAUGUGGCCCACAAGGUUGACGAUAGCAGUGGAUCCAUAGGUCGUCGCUAUGCCCGCACUGAUGAAGUUGCAGUCCCUUAUGGCAUCACAGUGGACUUUGACACUUUGCGGGAGCCACACACAGCCACCCUGCGUGAACGAGACACCAUGCUGCAAGUCCGGUGCCCUAUUGAAGACCUUGCUCCCUUGGUGCAUGACCUCGUACGUGGAAAGGUCACCUGGGACCACGUUUGCUCUGUCUACCCAAAGUUCGAGCAGCAGGAAGUGACCAAGGCAUAAUUAUGACGGGAAUAGGCUUUCUGUGUAAUGGCUGUGUGAGCCCUGCCCACUAGGCUCUUUACUCAUCGCUAUCACACAGUGCACAAAGUGCUUUCAAGAGGCUGCAUCUUUUGGGGUCUUCCACUGGUGUUUUAUUUGUACUGCAGACUUGACUAUAGGGUGGAGGACGUUGCAUCAUCGUGUUUUCAUACGCAGGAGUAUCAUGGGUCACAUAACUGUCUGUGGCCAUGGCUACAUCUAAUGUUGUCAGGUACUAUAAAGUAGUGUUACGUGACAUGUGCUUCUGUCAUCCUCCUCUGGUGUCACAGUGGUCUUUGUCUUUCUUUCUCUUUUUCAUUUAUUCCUCUUGCAAGUGUGAAGGCAUCCAGAUGCAUGGUGGUUGCCCAAUCCACCAGUAAAAAUUGUCUAUUUGGCUCAAGCAAUGUCUGAAGACCACUGCAAAUAAAAAAAAAAAAGUCAGUACAGAGUGAGUAUAAUAUAGGGCAGUGAACAAAUUUCAACUGCUUGCAAGCUUGAAUUAGAUAAAUGAUCACAAGCACCAUUGGUUGACUACUUUCCUCUUUUUUGCAAGUUGUUCCCCUCUCAAUUCCAGUAAAACAUCUACAAGGAGCUAUUAUUGUGUCGACUAUUUCUUUAUUUACAUGUCUCAAAUUGAACUUUUGACUAUGACGCUCAAGGAAAACAGUAAACUGUUUCUUCAAAUCAGCACACUUGGCGUUUGCAAGUCAUACAGAAGAGGUUAGAUGGCUACACUUCAAGGGUCAACAUUGCAAAGCUCUUUGUCUCUUAAGUGCUGUUUACCAUUGGCCGAUCACCAUUGCUAAUAAUUUGUCCAUCAUUGCCAGAAUGUUCUUGUGAAUAUAGGCCCAAAAGGGGCAUUCUUUGAAGUACAUAGCAGGCAGCAUUAGUGAAGGACUCGGGCUAGUUGUAGCAGGAAGCGUUGUGCAUACUUAUUGAAGUGGAUGACAGCACAAACACAAAUUCAUUUGGCAUGCAUGGCACUUAUUGAAAUGAAGUCAGCUUUUGAAAUAAUUGAGAUUUAGAAGCAAGCGGAACCAGAAUUUUGAGCUUGGCUGUCUACUUUCUUUUGUUUAAUAAAUUGUGAAAACUGA
Molecule: messenger RNA, 3400 nt
Organism: Dermacentor silvarum
Lineage: Eukaryota; Metazoa; Arthropoda; Arachnida; Ixodida; Ixodidae
Gene: GlyRS
Product: glycine--tRNA ligase
Exons: 17
Coding region: 81-2288 (735 amino acids)
Biological process (GO): mitochondrial glycyl-tRNA aminoacylation
Cellular component (GO): mitochondrion; cytoplasm
Molecular function (GO): ATP binding; glycine-tRNA ligase activity
Source: RefSeq, a predicted model, not a curated record